UAUGAGUGCUUGCACACCAGUCCUGUGAGUCCAGUGUGUAAAAGCUCAGCCUAAAAUACCAUUUUGAGGAACAUGAAUUUUUUUUAUUUUUUUUUGCAUUUUAAACCGACGAGGAAGUGAAGUUCUGAGGAGUUUGUAUCAGAAAGUUAACAAGCAGCAGGCGUGAGAUCCUCAGGGAAACCUUAGCAGUUCCUAGAUUUUUCCUCUUUAGCCUGCACUGGGAUCUUCAAGCAACAUCUGCGGUAAUGCCUGGGAAAUAGGCAGAUUGAACACACCGGGGAGAAAAGAAGAAGAAGAACUUGAAUUUUUCUCCAUGAACCAAUAAACUUUCACAGUCCUAAAGAAGCUCCCCCACCUUCUCCAUUUCUUACAACUUCUAUGUCCUCGUCAUCUCCUCCUAAAACCCAGCGAAGAAACUGGAACAUCGGAAUCUUAACCUCCUGAACAAACCCAGUCCCCCGGAGAUGAAUGAAAACCAGAACACACAUUACGAACACAUCUCUAGACCUCAGGGGUUAAACAGCAAUGGACAGCAAGGUCAGGAACGCACCACCUCCACUUUUGAACUGAAACGCGAUGUGCUGAUUAACACCGAUUGCCCGCGGCCGGUUAUCAAUCUGGAUCCCAGAGUUUCUAUCUACAGUACCAGGCGACCUCUGCUCACCAGAACCAACAUCCAAGGCAGAGUUUAUAACUUUUUGGAACGCCCGACGGGAUGGAAGUGUUUCGUUUAUCACUUUACAGUAUUUCUUAUUGUGCUGAUAUGCCUCAUAUUCAGCGUGCUUUCCACAAUCCAGCAGUAUUCCAAUUUGGCCACAGAAACUUUAUUUUGGAUGGAAAUUGUGCUGGUGGUAUUCUUUGGAACAGAAUAUGUUGUCAGAUUGUGGUCUGCUGGUUGUCGAAGCAAAUAUGUGGGAAUAUGGGGAAGAUUUCGCUUUGCUAGGAAACCUAUUUCUGUUAUAGAUUUAAUUGUUGUUGUAGCUUCUGUCAUAGUCCUUUGUGUAGGAUCAAAUGGGCAGGUUUUUGCAACGUCUGCUAUAAGGGGAAUCCGAUUUCUGCAGAUACUACGAAUGUUACAUGUGGACCGACAAGGAGGGACAUGGAGAUUACUUGGAUCAGUGGUUUUCAUACACAGACAGGAACUGAUAACCACUCUCUACAUUGGAUUCCUUGGCUUAAUUUUCUCUUCAUACUUUGUGUACCUGGCUGAAAAAGAUGCAGUUGAUUCGUCUGGAGAAUAUCAGUUUGGCAGCUACGCUGAUGCUCUGUGGUGGGGAGUAGUCACAGUUACAACCAUUGGUUAUGGAGACAAAGUUCCCCAGACAUGGAUUGGGAAAACAAUAGCAUCCUGCUUUUCUGUCUUCGCCAUCUCAUUCUUCGCAUUGCCAGCGGGUAUUCUAGGCUCCGGUUUCGCCUUAAAGGUACAACAGAAGCAAAGACAGAAGCAUUUUAACCGUCAGAUUCCUGCAGCCGCAUCGCUGAUUCAGACAGCAUGGAGAUGUUAUGCAGCUGAAAAUCCAGAUUCUGUAACAUGGAAAAUGUAUAUCAGGAAGGCACCACGCAAUCAGCAAGUCGUGUCUCCUAGCCCAAAACCAAAGAAAACUGUAUUGGUUAAGAGGAAGAAAUUGCGCACAGAGAAAGAGGAAGGCACCACUGAGAAGAUGCUAAACAUUCCACACAUCACAUAUGAUCAUGUUACAGAUGACCGAAAAAAUGACAGCUAUUCAGUGGAAGCUUAUGAGAACACUGUAACAAAAAAGACCUUUGGUCUGUUGGAUGUCGGCACCGGACCUUUCAUCAGAACGAGCAGUUUCACGGAAGAUCUUGAUAUGGAAGGAGAUACGUUGCUGACUCCAAUAACUCACAUAUCAGAACUACGAGAGCAUCACCGUGCGGCAAUAAAAGUUAUUCGCAGAAUGCAGUAUUUUGUGGCAAAGAAAAAGUUCCAGCAAGCGAGGAAGCCCUAUGAUGUACGUGAUGUCAUUGAGCAGUACUCACAAGGUCAUCUUAAUCUGAUGGUCAGAAUCAAAGAACUGCAGAGGAGACUUGACCAGUCGCUGGGGAAGCCCUCACUGUUUCUCUCUGGAUCAGAUAAAGUGAAAGAUCGAGGCACUAAUACAAUUGGGUCAAGACUGAAUCGUGUAGAGGACAAGGUGACCCAAAUGGACCAUAAACUCAACCUCAUAACUGAUAUGCUUCACCAUCUGGUAGCCAACCAGCAAGGCAGUCAGUCUGCGAGCAGAACGCCUAACCGCAGCAACUCCCUCAACAAUGGGAACAAUCUCUCCAGUAACACUCUCCCGACCUACGAACAGCUAACUGUGCCAAGAGGAAACCAAGAUUAUAUAUCUUGAUGAACAGAUUCAUAGGUUACUGAGCACAUUUUGGAACUGGUUACCUUACAAACUGAUUAACUACUGUUCUCAAUGCAGAUAUUCAUUAUUUUAAUGAAUGCCUUUUAUCAGCAGAAAGUAAAACGAAUGAUGUAAAUUAGACUAAGUAUCCAGUAAGUGUGUGAUACUGCUUUCUCUGUAAAUCCUACCAGGGCUCGCAGAAGGUUCCUUAGAGGACGUAAGGGCUGUUGGACGUAGGUGUAUGGGCCAAUGCAGAAACACGGCAGAAAGCGUCUGAUACAUUGACGACGUUACGAUCCUUUCUUGGGACGAUCGUAGCUGAUUGGCCUUUGGGAGUGUAAAUUAUCGGGGUCUUGCUGGAAAACUGUCGCUACAGCUGAACGAUUAUCCUGAUUUUUUUUAUUCUAUUAAAAUACACUUUUUACUUAGAUUUUUCAAUUUUUCGGGACUAAAAUGAUGGUCAUUUUGAGUAGACUGUAGUAAUAACACAUUUUUUUUUUUCCUUUACAAAGUAGCCUAUUUUUGGUGAAAAUUGUAUCCUAUAUUUCUGUUUUCUUUGAUUUGCGAUCACAAUGUUCUUGGAAUCAUUUCUUGUCCAGUGAUGAAAUGUAUUGAGUUUUCUCAAUAACGUUGGUAUUUAAAAUACGCGCUCAUCUUGUACAUCAGAUUCCGGUUUAUUUCUAGAUAUAAUCUGCACAUAAUAUGGAGUCCUCUUGUAAAUUAUUUUACUCCAAAUCUUUUAUUUUCUUUAUGGUGAACUGAUCCUGAGUUAAACACUAUAGUUCGUACUCAUCCAGAGCUGUACUCCCAAUUCUGCUGGUUGGUGCUUGGAAUCGGUCAGCACUGUGCUGACAGACACUCCCUCAGCCUGUGGGCUGAACUCACAAAAUGCUAUGCACUUUACUGCUCUACAAUUUGGGAGGUUUAUGUUUUUCUUCAUCUGAGGACUGUAUAGUGCCUUGUGUAAAGACCAUGGGGUACGUUCCCUGAACCAAUAGAGAUCCGAAUGCAUCUCUGGAUGUGAAUAGGCUGCAAGGCUAUUUUCACAUGAGGAAGAUUUUUUUGCAGAACUUUCUACAACUGUCCUAUUCAUUUUGCAGAAAUACUUAUGCUGCAGGAAAAUAAAUCCAUGGAAUGAAGUGCAGUCACAGGAAUAUCUGCAGCAAAUCUCUAAGGGGAUAUAGAUCUUACAGAGGACAUGUCACCUUUCCUAACAUGUCUAUGCUGGCAAUUAUUGUAUUUUUUUGCCCUAUAAGACGCACCUAGGUUUUAGAGGAGGACAAUAAGGAAAAAUAUUUUUCAUUAGACCUCAGAUCAGACCA
Bufo bufo (common toad) is the source of this 3676-nucleotide messenger RNA. RefSeq names its product potassium voltage-gated channel subfamily Q member 1 (gene KCNQ1). The transcript is spliced from 17 exons. The record is from RefSeq and is a predicted model, not a curated record. Gene Ontology annotation, molecular function: voltage-gated potassium channel activity. Gene Ontology annotation, biological process: potassium ion transport; transmembrane transport. Lineage: Eukaryota; Metazoa; Chordata; Amphibia; Anura; Bufonidae. Bases 465 to 2354 code for a protein of 629 amino acids. Gene Ontology annotation, cellular component: voltage-gated potassium channel complex; membrane.